AUGAUCGGACUGCACACCGACUGCGCGGUCAUGAAUACGCUGUUGCGGCAGAAUGACGCUGAGCUACAUGCUCACCUCAAUGAGCUUGGUCUAAACAUGGAAAUCCUGUGCACAAAGUGGCUCGUGACAUGUUUUCUUACGUCACUCCCAUCUUUUUGCGGUCUCAAGGUAAUUGAUAUGCUACUCGCUCGCUCGAAGGAGAAGCAGCGUGCAUCUCGCGUCCUGCUCGGAGUAGGAAUGUCUAUUUUCUUCACUCUACGCGGGACGCUACUGGAGGCCAAGGAUGCAGGAGAGGUGUUAUUGGCCAUCAAUGAGUACUUCGCACGCGAAAUGACGAAGACUACGGUGGAGAUGGACAAGUUUCUGCACUUUUGCCUUAUUAUUACGGAUCAACUGGAACCUGACAUCGUUGAGGAGUUCCGCUUGGUGCAUAAGGACGAGGUGAUGGAGCGGUUCGCUGCAUUUGAGGCCAAGAAAAUCGAAAUGCGGCAACAACUGGAAGAGGCGAAAGCAAAGCAGCGAAAGGUGGCCAGUGCGCCCCCGUCUCCUUCAAAAACCGAACGCCUAUCUACGCUAUCCGCAUCGAGUAUCAUGUCAAGCAAGUCCAGCGGGCACCAUCGGAAAUCCGGUUUGUCUUCGUACAUAAGCAACCCGCUACGCGGCAGCGGGGGCAGCAAGUCAACCACUGGAGUAUCAGGGGAUGACAAGGAGCAUCGCAAGCGCUAUCAACGAGUAGACGUUUUGCAAACGCACCACAGCUUUAGCGAGGACCUGGAGAAGAUGGAAGACCAGUUGGAGGACCUUGCGGAUCUAUUUCUCCGUGGGAAAAUCGACGAAAAGGAGCAUUCGUGCAUCCGAGCGCAAAUCGUACGGAAGUGGUGCAAGGGCAUGAACUCACCACAGUCCGCAAUGGUUCGAGUCCAGUCUGUAAAGCACACUUACUGCGAACGGAGCGGCGGCGACGGGUUUACGAACAGCGCACCUGGCUCACUAGAGGCCCCGGUCCGAAACAGCUUCACUGGGGAGGCGGAUGGAAUGCAUCGCGGGAGAAAAGGCUCGAUCUCGCUUUACGGGCGCAUGAAGAAAGCUCAGAAAAGUGCGCUCGCCAUAUUUAAAUCGACAUUUGAAUGA
This is a messenger RNA of Phytophthora sojae, 1131 nucleotides long. RefSeq lists its product as hypothetical. NCBI's taxonomy places the organism in Eukaryota, Oomycota, Peronosporomycetes, Peronosporales, Peronosporaceae. The transcript has a single exon. The record is from RefSeq and is a predicted model, not a curated record. The coding region runs from base 1 to 1131 and encodes 376 amino acids.